Bombus pascuorum is the source of this 4153-nucleotide messenger RNA. RefSeq names its product dual specificity mitogen-activated protein kinase kinase dSOR1 (gene Dsor1). Gene Ontology annotation, biological process: protein phosphorylation. The record is from RefSeq and is a predicted model, not a curated record. Lineage: Eukaryota; Metazoa; Arthropoda; Insecta; Hymenoptera; Apidae. Bases 447 to 1694 code for a protein of 415 amino acids. The transcript is spliced from 8 exons. Gene Ontology annotation, molecular function: ATP binding; protein kinase activity.
AAACGAGUAAUAUACGUGUUUGUCGUUGUCCCGGGAAUAUUCGUAUAACCUCUUCUUAUUUGCAUAAUAUUUGUAAAAAAUAUGCAUACUUGUGUUAUUUCGUGAUUGCUGUUAUUAAAUUAACAAUUUUUCUAAACAAUAUAUACAUUUUUUCGUUGUUCGCCAAAAAAUCUAAUUAAACAAAGAAUUUGACAGAUCAGAGACUGACAGUUCAGCUUUAACAACAUUUCGAGCUGGGACUACUCCUUAUAAAAUUUCGAAUGAAAUUCACAAUGAGAACGUAUAUGAUUGUAUAUGUAUUAUAAUUUAAAAAUACGAUUAGAAAAGCUUUCGAUCGAAUAAAUUUUCGAUUGACUAGAUAGCUGUAUUUAAUCUACAAUAACAUUAUUGACAAGUGUAAUAUUUGUAAGAAUUGUUAAAGAUAGUUAUUCAACCUUGCAAUCCAAAUGUCAAAAAACAAGUUAAAUUUGACACUGCCACCUGGUUCGAUAGAACCAGUUCCAGUUGUGUCACCGUCACCACCAGUACCACCAUUACCCAUUUAUUCUGAGCCGCCAGUAAUUCCAGACGGAGUUAUGGGAAAGAUGAGCAUAGAUGCCAUUCAAGAAAGAUUAAAGGAAUUAGAAAUGGAUGAGGAACAAAAGAAGAGACUAGAAAGCUUCUUAGGUCAAAAAGAAAAGGUCGGAGAAUUAUGUGAUGAAGAUUUUGAAAAACUUGGAGAACUUGGUGCCGGUAAUGGCGGUGUUGUCAUGAAAGUGAGGCACAAAAAAUAUGGACUUAUAAUGGCAAGAAAGCUAAUACAUCUAGAAGUCAAACCUGCCAUUAAGAAACAAAUAAUUAGAGAACUGAAAGUUCUGCAUGAGUGCAAUUUUGCACACAUAGUUGGCUUUUAUGGUGCUUUCUAUAGUGAUGGAGAAAUUAGUAUAUGUAUGGAAUAUAUGGAUGGUGGUUCAUUAGAUUUAAUACUGAAAAAAGCUGGAAGAAUUCCAGAACCUAUAUUAAGCACAAUUACUUCAGCAGUUUUAAAAGGUUUGAGCUAUUUGCGAGAUAAACAUGCAAUUAUGCAUCGGGACGUAAAACCAAGCAAUAUCUUGGUAAAUAGUGCUGGAGAAAUAAAAAUUUGUGAUUUUGGUGUCUCUGGGCAAUUAAUUGAUUCCAUGGCUAAUUCAUUUGUUGGGACAAGAAGUUAUAUGUCGCCAGAGAGAUUACAAGGCACACAUUACUCUGUACAAAGUGAUAUUUGGUCCCUAGGACUAUCACUUGUGGAAAUGGCAAUUGGAAUGUAUCCAAUUCCACCCCCUGAUGAAAAAACUUUAGCUGCGAUAUUCAGCUCUCCACCAGGUCAACCACCUGUGGAGAAUGUUGCUACAAAUAAUGCUUCUACUCCGACAACGCAAUCACCUGGACACAAUACAGGUAGCCCAAGACCAAUGGCUAUAUUUGAAUUGUUGGAUUAUAUUGUAAAUGAACCACCACCAAAAUUGCCUGCUGGUAUCUUCAGUGAUGCUUUUACAGAUUUCGUGGAUCGUUGCUUGAAGAAAAAUCCCGCAGAAAGAGCAGAUUUAAAAACGUUAAUGAACCACGAAUGGAUAAAGAAAGCUGAAUCUGAAAAUGUAGAUAUUGCUGGUUGGGUAUGUCGUACAAUGGAUCUUCAACCAACUACUCCAACCCGUUUGGCGAACGUACAAUCCUGAAUAAAUGUCACUCUUACAUACUUGACUACCUAUAUACGCGUUCAGUACUCUUAAGUAAAUUUUCGUUUCUUUUCGUUAGAUUAAUAUAAACAGUGACGUUCAUAAAUUUAAUUUCUUUCUCCUUUUCAGCAUUCUAACAAUUCAUGAAACGAAAAUCUUUCGCGAUUUUGAAAACAGACUUAUUUACUAGAAUUUAUGAUAGUUUUUUCUUUUACUAUAUUUUAUAUAAUAUUGCUCAAAUAUUCGUAAACCGUUUGAGCGACAGCAUUUAUCGAGUAGAACUUAAGAGUAUUAAUAUAGGUUUCGAUAUACGUAUCACUGAUUUAUUCCUUUUUAAAUAAUCGUGUUUAGUGAUUUAAAUGUGUAAGCUUUUAGUUAUUAAUUGUAUCAGAAUGUAUUUUACGUAAAGUGCUGAAUUUUUGUUUGAUAUUAAAUUAUUUUUCAUUGUACGUUACAGUCUGAUUUUGAAGUCGCGAUAACAAUCUCGUGUUAGAACAUGGUUGAAUAAUAUGAUCAUUUUUAAUGUAUAUACGAUUAUCGUGAAGUACAGAAAUAUUAUAUUGACAUAUUUACAUGCAACGCGUCACUGUGCUUGAUCUUUAUUUCGUUUUCCGGGUAUUUCGUACCUUUAUCUUAUGAUUCUGUUGAAAGUAUGUAAGAUAAACAAUUAUCCUUAUAAGUUUAACGUUUAUUGUACACUCAUGGGCAAGUUGUGUUUCCUAUGAUGAUAUUAGGAUACAUAUGGGCAUCGGAUUUAUGAAGACAUAAUUUGAAGAGAGAAGUGUUAACUAGAGAACAAGUUACUAGUAUAACAUUUGUACCUGACAUUCGUAGAGCAUUAUUCACAUCAUUGAAAAAGAACUUUUAUUUAGUCAUUGUGAGAAUACUAUGAUAUCUUUCAUGAAACAUCAGUCCGCGAUUGAACAAAAUUUCAAAUUAUAGUUAAAUAAAAUAGUAUUUCAAUAAAUUGAUACAAACUUUUGUAUUUCUAUUGUUUUGAAAAGUUCUAAAUGUUUCACGAUAAUAGUAAUAAUAAUGGUAAUGUAUUUAGAAUACCGUUAUAUAAUAAUUGUAUCAUCAACCAUAAUAUUUAUUAUAAUCGUUGUAUAAUAUGGUUACAAUAAUUAUGAAAUACUAUUUUAUUAAACAUCAACUAAUGUGAAACUUUCAAACCAUAAAGAAGACAUAUUAGAAAACGAUAAACAAAUACCUUUUUAAAUAUUUUAUCUUUUCUCUUAACAGUGCAUGUUAGACCCAUAUCUUUUUAAAAAUACGUACGUUUAUCGUAUUUUCUCACAUAUAUCGCGGUCUGAGACGUUACACUUCAUAGGUGAAAUUAACAACAUAACUUUGAUGCACGUCCAUGUGUUCACAUGAUAAUGAAUAUACAUGAUUGUAUGUAUUGUAUAGCUGUGAAUCAAGUCUUUCUUGUGCAAUUUUUGCGAACUGUGUUUGAAAGAUUCGAAGCCACUGUCUGGCUACCUUCGUAUUUACACAAACUUCAACAAUUACAUGUAAUUAAAAGAUGUUAAUAAUUUUUAUUGUAUCUAUGAUUAAGGAAAACAAUUUGAAAAAGGUUGAAAUUUCUUGAACCUUUAUUCAAACAAAGCGUUCAAUCAAAGUACUACAAAUGUAGAAAUCAAUAAUUCUUUUUUGUUACAAAUUAUCAGCUGUUUCUCUUAGUCGAACAAUAUUUGGUCCGUAAUAAUAGACAGAUGUUUAAUAUUGUACAAUCCAGUAGACAUAGUCGCUUAUCAUUGUAAUGUGCCGAUAAAAAAUGUCUAUAUGUACAUAGUAUAACAAUAUUAUAAGCAUUCUUAUUCUAUUGUAUGUAAACGUUAUACGUUACGAUUUUUGUUUCCUAUCGAAAGUAUCGUAAUGAAAUUAUUAAUUGAGAAUAAUGAGAAAGAUUCGUUAUAUAUAUGUAUGGAGGUUCUAGUUAUAGUAUAUCAACCCCAUAGAUAUUCAUGUUUGCUUAGCCAUUACUUUUUUACAUGUGCGAUCGCCAGUUUAGGUGUUAGCCUUUUUCCGAUUUGGCUUAAAAAAAUAUCGGAGUGUACUACGAGCGUAUUGUGAUGUUUGCAAGCACAGUGGGAAUAUCCACUUAUGUGCCUAAGCGUAAGACGCUCAAGAACUGAUCUUUCAUAUUAUGUUUAUAUGUCCUAUAACAAUGUGCAUAAUCCUAUUUACUAUAUUUCGUGAUAUAUCGUAAACAGAAAGAAACUUUUUUCGAUAAGUCCUGUUAAGAAAAUUAUGUAAGAUAUUAUUAACAUACAACCAUAAAAAGAAUCUAUUCACCGAACAGCAAAUUUUAAUUGUCAAAAGGAUAAUUACUUCUGGUACUUAUUAAAAAUAUAUGGAUAUUCCUUGUUGCAAAUUUGUGCAUAAUAAUUGCCGCUGUAUCGAUUCACUGUCUAAAUGUUGUAAUUAUUCAAAGAAUAAAUUUAUCCUACAUUGAA